UGGGCCCUCUGCGUGUUGGCACAGACUCAGUCAAUGGUUAGAGAAGGAAAGUGGAGAGGAAGAGAGAAAGAGAGGGACAGAGUUGGAGAGAAAGAGGGGGAAAAAAGAAGCUGCACUCGGGUUUGCCAGCGGUCGUGCACACUCUUCCAACAUUGAUUCGGUCCUCUUGUUUUUUUGUUUUUUUUCUUCUUCUUCUCCUCUGUCUGCACCCCCUUCUCCAGCUCUCUCUAUCCCUCUCCGUGAGUCUUAUGCAGAUCCUACAGAACUGAACCAAUAGCACACGCUGCUUUGCCAAGCUUUUUUUUUAAAUUUUGUUUUUCAUCAAGAUCUUUUUUUUUUCUACAUAUUUUUGCAAACAAACAAAGACGCUUGUUCAAGUUUUUGACAGUUUUAUCCUUUUGUUACGGCAAUAUCUGUUUUAUUUUGGUUUUGCACGGUCAGCGCUUUAAAAAAAAUCAUUUUAGAAAGAGAGAUUGCUGAACUUCUACACUCUCCUUCUGUUGUGCUCUUGAACAGCACCUCUCCUGCAGCUCCUGCUACAGUACCUCCUGUGUUCCUGUGCUGGUAUUACACUGCGCCCCCUUGGCCUGCCUCCUCUUUCUCAGCUUUUUCCCCCCUGCUGCUUUUGUUGGACAGUUUCUCAGCUUCUCUUUUUGCUUCAUUUUUUUCCCCUCCUCAGCCUUUUGUUUUCUAAAAUACGCUGCAUUACCCCAGCACCUUUUGACUCUACACUCCAGUUUUCUAAACUGGUGGUGCAUUUUAAGUUUCUUUGCAAUCGGCGGGUGAAUUUAUGAUGAGAGAGCAAAAUGGAUGAAUUCCACCCCUUCAUCGAGGCCCUGCUGCCCCACGUCCGCGCCUUCGCAUACACCUGGUUCAACCUGCAGGCCCGUAAGCGCAAGUACUUCAAGAAGCAUGAGAAGCGCAUGUCCAAGGAGGAAGAACGCGCAGUGAAGGAUGAGCUGCUGGGGGAGAAGCCAGAGAUCAAACAGAAGUGGGCCUCGCGCCUGCUGGCCAAGCUCCGUAAGGACAUCCGGCCUGAGUUCCGUGAGGACUUUGUGCUCACCAUCACGGGGAAAAAGCCCCCCUGCUGCGUGCUGUCCAACCCCGACCAGAAGGGCAAGAUCCGUCGCAUCGAUUGCCUCCGCCAAGCCGACAAGGUGUGGCGACUGGACCUGGUGAUGGUCAUCCUGUUCAAGGGCAGCCCCCUGGAGAGCACGGACGGGGAACGGCUGGUGAAGUCACCACAGUGCACCAACCCUGGCUUGUGCGUCCAGCCGCACCACAUCGGAGUGUCCGUCAAGGAGCUCGACCUCUACCUGGCCUACUUCGUCCACACGCCAGACUCCGGACAAUCAGACAGCUCUAGCCAACAGGGGGACACAGACAUUAAACCACCGCCCAAUGGGCACCUGAGUUUCCAGGACUGCUUCGUCACCUCAGGGGUGUGGAAUGUGGCUGAGCUGGUCAGAGUGUCACAGACUCCUGUAGCCACAGCGUCGGGUCCUAACUUCUCACUGGCUGACCUGGACAGCAGCCCCAGCUACUACAACAUCAACUCUGGGGCAGCUCUGGCACUGGGGCGCCGUUCCCUCACCUCCCCUCCCUCCACCAGGUACACACUGUCUGAUGUGGAGUUGUACGCAAAUCUUCCACGGAGCUCCAAGAGGAAGUCAUUAGAUGACAGUGAGCUGGAGAGCCCCACAGAUGAUGUUUUCUACCCUGGACGCUCACCUGCCGCCAGCUCAUCCCAGUCCAGCGCGUGGCCAAAUGACAUGGAUGCAGUGCAGCACCAUUUGGCGAGUGUGCAGGAGAGGAAGAUAAAACAUGAAAACGAUGGCGUGCAGUUUCCUUACCAUGGACUGUCCUCGCCUGGUUCACUUAAGAAGCCGGGGAAGUUUGAUUUCAACGCCCUGACUUCCCAGACGAGGUCCCCCCGCAUGGCGUUCACACACCACCCGCUGCCCGUGCUGGCAGGAGUGAGACCAGGGAGUCCCCGUGCCUCAGCCUCAGCUCUGCACUUCCCCUCCUCCUCAAUCAUUCAGCAGUCCAGCCCAUACUUCACCCACCCCACCAUACGCUACCAUCACCACCAGGACCCGCUUAAGGAGUUCGUGCAGUUUGUGUGCACCGACGGCACAGGACAGCCCAGCGCACAGCCUAAUGGAGGUGGCCAGAGCAAAAUGCCGGGCUCCUUCCUGCUGCCUCCGCCACCCCCGGUGGCACGCCCUGUGCCCCUCCCCAUGCCCGACUCUAAAACCAUCAGCACGCCCACUGACGGCGGACUCAGCUCACCCGCAUCUCCGUCAUACUCCACGCCAGGCUCAACAGCUCCCAACCGGUUUGUCGGCAUCGGAACACGGGACAACUUUCUGAAUAUCCCCCAGCAGACUCAGUCCUGGUUCCUCUGACAAGGCCUCUGAAUCAACAACUAAAAUUGUGUCAUGAAAAUUGGAAAUUUGAGAAACAAACACAUCACUGCUGAUUUAAGAACAGACUGCUGACACUAAAAAGGUCCUUCUCUCUCGCCAACACGAUUCAAAGUACUACUACAGAACCCCGAAAAAUAAAACCCCACGCUGUCCCCCAAAUCCAACACGAUUUGAACAGGAAUGUUCGUACCCCUACGUCCAGAAGACUUCAAUGACAUUGGGUGGGCAGCCUCAGAAUGCAAGGAGGAGUAAGAGGAGGAAGAUGAGGAACUGUCUCACACACCACGAAAUGUCAGAAAAGAAACACAAUAUGGUAACCUGACAUAUGACCAAUUAUACAUUUUUGUUACGUUUUUUUUAUUUUAUUUUUUUAUUUUGUUGUCUCCACAAUGAAACUCCAUGCAUUGGCUGGGAGAUCCAAACAAGAAAAAUUAGUGGUAAAUGAUGAAGUCAGAGCUGCAAGUUUGAAAAGAUUUCCACCCAGAUUGCACGGCUCCAUUUCUUCGUAUUUCUCCACCCCCGUCUCCUCCAGGGCCACACGGUCAACACCCAACUCACAUCCCCCUCCCACCUCACCUGGAGCUCAGUGCUGCUCAGGGUCCAGACCUAAACCACAGCCCCACGUGCCUGCGUGCGUCGCCACCACUCUGCCGCUUCAUUCGCUCAGCCCUGAGCCUCUUUCAUUUCUGAUUGGCCAAUCAUGGUGACACCAUCCAAUGGUGUGACAUAUAUGCACUAAGUGGCUGGUCUUUGUUUACCUGUCAAAUAUCAGGGGCGUCCUGCUGUGGGAGAAGUGAUAGCCAUGAGGCGAGUGCGAGCGAGUGAACACACGACAGACAGUCAUAACACUAACUCUACAUGUGCUCUUUCGUCCCCUCACCUAUGCACUAUUAGUUUUUAAUAAGGGAUGAACAGUAUUGCACAUCAAUGGUCAGAUGAGCGAUUAGAGAGGUGAAUGGAGGCUGGUCGCCGCUGCAGGAACGUGGCUUUGCUGACACUUGAGUCUCGGCCCUGAAACACACAGCACACACACACACACACACACACACACACACACACACACGCAAAGACGCUCUCUCACAGGUACACUUGCUUACAGUACAUACAGACCAAAUUCUACAGAAUAGUCUGUCUCACAACCACUCACAAUAUCAUCUUGUUUUUAUUCAUACAAGCAGAUUUGGAUUUGCAGGAAUGCACAGCAUUAACUUCAUAUUAUCAGCUUUAAUUUUGUGUUGUGGAUGUUUUCUUUCAAACUUUUUUUUUUUUGACAGAUUUGGUUUUGGUUUUGUCUCACUUGGAUUGUUUUUAACCUUCUCUGCAUGUCAAAAUUUAUUUUUCUUUAGUUUGCAGUAAGACAUUAAGUAUCAUGCUUGAAUUUACAGCUUCACAGAUUUCAACUAAACAGUUUCUCAAAUCUCUCACGUAUGGACAGCACUGUAGCAUCAGCUCAUCACAUGCAUCCCUUGCAUUGCUUUGCCCGGUUUCCCCCCUUGUCCAGUCACAGGUACACCCAGAGGAAAACACACACACACACACACACAUAAAAUGCACACUAACACCACCAACAACCUGACAUAAACUAAUAAAGGGAAGCCUUUAUAUUUGGUUCUCCAAACUGCCUUUGUUAAUGGUUUUUCAUUUACUUAAGAUUUGUCUUUUUAAUUUGAGAUAUUUUUUUCUAUGUAAAUGUUCACAUUGAAAUUUCUCUCGGUAUUAUUUUCAUCAUGACACAAUCUGACAAAAGCCGACCUCACAAAAUAACUGGACUGCCCAGCUGUUGGUUCUGUUUUGCAGGGAUAGUAAACAGGGCUGAGACCCCGUUCUCAGCCUCUCUAGUAACAUUAGCUCUAUGUACUAAAACCUUAUAUCAAGACUAUAACAUUAUAUGAAAGUGCCUCUGUAUUCCCUUCAUGCAAUUAGUAAUAAACUUGACUUCAGGUUCUCUUCCCACAUAUAAGCUAAAGCUACGGGGAAUGGUAGCGUUGGUGCAUGUGGAAACCAUUGGCCUAGAACAGAUCUUUAUAGAGGACUGCAAACUUUUUUUUGUAAAGACAGAGAGAGAUCUUAUACAUAUAUAUUUAUGAUAUAUGCUCCUUUUUAACUUUUACUACAUGAGCUUGUUGGCAGUCUAGUUAUUUUCUGAACUUUCACCUCCCCCACACAACUUGUUUUCAGUAACAUCACCUUACUGUUACCAGUACGAAUCGAACGACACACACGCCACCGCCAUCUGCAGCGCAGCAUCAUAAUACCUAGAUGAACAUGUCAAAAAUCGACAGUAGGUUUGAAGAAAAAAAAAGUGUUUGUUUUUUGAUGGAAAGUAUUAUUAUUGAAAAAUAUGUGUCGAUUGAGCCACGUGCAAUGCAUUGGGUAGAUCAUUGUGUUUGUCUGUUAGAGAUUUUUAAGAAAGCUAAGAGAAAAGUGAAAAAAAAAAAUAUUUGUUUCAAGUCCAUAAGCUCCGGGACUCUAAACUAGAGGGCCAUGAAAAAUCCUAGUCUUUGUAUGUUGGGGGUAUUUGUUUUUAUUUCCUUUUGUCUUUUUUUUUUUUUUAAUGUUUUAUGUGUAAUCAUUUGUUUAUAAAAAUGUGGGAGGGCUGAAGGAAAAAAAUUCUACACAACUUCAGAUAAAAAAAAAUCUCUAUCAUCAAAUGAAAACUGGUGCUUUAACACUAUAAAGUACAUUCAGAAUUAUUAUAAAUGAAUGGUAAUGAACAAAAAUAACAGACCAUUUAGGAAACAGCAUUAUUCCUCUCUCUAUUUGUAUUCUUCUAUUUGUAUCGAGUGGGGGGAGAGGUUCCUAUUCCUUAAGGUUGUGACACAAAAGGCAUUUUGGUUCAACCUUUAGAAGUAAAAAACCUAAACUGUCAAGCCCUUGAAACUCUUCAGAAAACGUACCCAUGCACUGCCUGAAACUCACCAGCAAAAACUAAAAGUAGUUGAAUUCAUUUUUUUUCACCCACAUUGGCAUUAAAAACAUGACAAGUUCCUCCCAGUGCUUGAGGGAGAUGCUUCACACCCACAAAUCUUUUUAUCCCCAUGAUCAUCAUGAUAUGUUCCUGAAUCCAGACCUGGAUAGAAGCUCCGCAGGUUGUGUUAGGACACACACGGUACAAAGACCUUUUGUCUCCUGUACACAUCAGCAGAAAAUCGGCAAACAAAAAAAACAGUAGCUUAAAAAUUGGGCAAAGAUAUGAGGUCUGAACCAUUUCUGAAACGGACAGCAAGGUGAGCCUCUCCCCUGUUCCACCCUCUCCUCUGUAAAUGACUCUUAUAGUGCUUGUGCUGUAGUGUAUAGUUUCCCAGCAGUUAAAGGUUGUCCCUUAAAAGUGCCUUUUGUUCACAGAAUCCAUUUUGUAAUCCAGAUCGCCCCUUUUUUUGUCCAAAUGGCUCGAGGUAGCAGGAUGCCCCUGAGUGCUGCAAGGAGGGAGAAGGUCGUUAUCCAUUCAGCGCUCACGGGCAACUUUUUCCUCCAGCUCAAAAAGAAUCCCCUCCAUUGUACCUCCCCUAUAUCCUUCUUCCUUUUCAAAAGCCUACAUAUAUGUAUGUGUAUAUAUAUAUAUAUUUAUGUAUAUAUAUAUAUAUAUACACAUGUAUAUAUAUAUACAUAUAGUACAAAAGGAAACUGGUGUGAAUUAGUUCUUUACUUUUUAUUGAUAAAUAAUGACAAAAAAAAUUGAAAAGGCAAAAAAACUUGUUCUCGUUCAGCUCUUGCUUUUUUCUUUCCCUCUGUCUCCACUGUCUGUUUUCUCUUAGACACUGGAGUCGUCUGUAACUAUGUGUCCGUCACCCUCCGUCUCUCUCUCUCUCUUUCUCUCUCCCCCCCUCCCUCCCUCCCUCCCGCCCUCUCCGCUGUUGAAGAGGGCGAAAAAAAUAUUUGCCGAAAAAAACUUUUGUCUGAGCAGAAUGCAGUUAGCUCACAUGUUAUUCUUGUCUGUAUGCUUCACAUUGUAUUACCAUACCCAUCUUCUUCAGCUUCUCCAUUCAACAGCUAAUGUAAGUGAACAAAUUACGCUGACGGGCUUUUGGGGGUGUCCCUGGGUGGGUUUGGAAGGGAUGACAAGGGUUCAGGGGUUGGGAUUGAAGAGGUUUACAGGGAAGACUAACGGGGUCUCGAGGGCUGGAUGAACUGCUUUGGGAUGUUGGAAAAGGGCUGCUUGGACUAGGAUAAGAGUUUGCUCUUUUGCUUUUAGAUAUUUAUUUUUGGCUUUGUUUUAUCCCCCUUAUUUGUUUCCUUUGAAUUUGGAUUUCUUUUCACAUUUGCUAUCAGGGUAUGCUGUCAUUGAGGCCCUCUUAGAGGACGCCUUGGACUGUAAAUGAAAGCUACAAGCACCUUAUGACCGGACUUGUCCUGCAUGAGGCUAAAAGAGGGGGUGUCGCAUUUCCAGGACAUAUCCCACAUCCAUUCAAACUUCAGUCACUUCAAGUGAAUCAUUAUCACUAACGGCGGGAUUCACACAGUGAAGACCUCGCAGCAGUAUUAGCCAUUUACAACACAUCAACCAGACCAGCUAAAAGGCCAGCAUGAACCUGAUCCCUCAGAUUUCUGAGGAUUCGGGGGAAAUCCCUCCAUUUUUUCCCCUCUGACCACCUCAUGCUGGACUGCUCCGUGUCUUUGUUCUGUUGUUUAUUUUGUUCUUUAUCUUCUUAAGCGUGUAAGGUUAAUCGGUGUAAUAGGCAGCACCCUAGGCCCCCUGACUCCCAGCUCUUCUAUGCCUCUGUCUACACCCUCAGCGCAGCACCACUUCUUUGUGAGAACACCCCCAGAGCUCUAGGUGAAAUGCAUGUGUUAAUUACAGUUUCUUUUCCAUAAGAAGAAAAACACAGUUUGAGAAGAGCAGCACCUGAUUGAAUAAAAAGGAUGUUCUUGACUGUA
Molecule: messenger RNA, 7304 nt
Organism: Hippoglossus stenolepis (Pacific halibut)
Lineage: Eukaryota; Metazoa; Chordata; Actinopteri; Pleuronectiformes; Pleuronectidae
Product: nuclear factor 1 X-type
Exons: 13
Coding region: 807-2408 (533 amino acids)
Biological process (GO): regulation of transcription by RNA polymerase II
Cellular component (GO): nucleus
Molecular function (GO): RNA polymerase II cis-regulatory region sequence-specific DNA binding; DNA-binding transcription factor activity, RNA polymerase II-specific
Source: RefSeq, a predicted model, not a curated record